AUGGAUGUACCCCGGCCAUUUCUUAUCCUCCUGUGUGCCCUCCACCUGACCUUGACCGGAGUGUUAAGCAAACACAUAGAUCACAGAAACCUGUUCACUCAGAGACUGUGCUGCAAAAGACAGAGCCACUUUGUCUACAUUGGACAAGACAUCUCUGGGAGUCCUGUCAGUAUUGAUGUGGGAAUGUGCAGGUCGCACUGUGGGGGGACAUCCGGGCCAUCACAUGAAGCAGGGCAGCAGGAAUACGCUAAACAUUCCUCAAUGCUGGAAUUUCUCAGGAGCAAGAAAGUAAGUGAAGUUUCCCCACACGGCCACAAGGAGGGUCCAGGGGCGCUGAACCAGCCCUCCUGCGGGAUGAACCAGGUGUGUGAGCCGACCGGGAUGCGUGUAGAGCGGGUGCUUCUCUUAGAGGGACCCCGGGAGGUGGAGGUCACCGAGGAGUGCCACUGCGAAAUCAAGUUGACCCCGUGCAUCCGCGUCCCCGCACUGAAGACUUACUACUCCGAGACGCCGUAUGAGACAGUCAUCGACGUGGGACGAUGCUCCCGGUCCAAGGGCUCAUCAGAGGGAUUCUCCUGUGUCCCCACUAUGUUUGAGUCAGCCUUGGUGGAAACCCCCAACAAAGUGGACCUCAUCCAGACAGUGGCGGCCUGUGAGCUGAAGGAAAGCUGCUACAGGGUCCCAUACGUUGAGUAUUUCUAUGAAAUAAUCAAUGCAGAUGGAGUCAAAGAGGAGAGGCUCAAAGAAAUAGAUGUGGGCAGAUGUUUGGGAGGCUGCACCACAGGAAACCGAUGCCUUCUCAGGAGUGGAUCUGAUCCAGCAAUCUGUCACUUAUGGGCUGAAAGACAGUCCAGUUCCUGUGUUCCUCAGGGCUACGAGAGCCACAACUUCCUUAAUCAGCAUGGGCAGAUACGCAACGUCCUCUCCAUCACUUCUUGCCUUUGCCAAAACUGAACACUGCGCCCCCUACUGGAAAAUAACUUCUCAGGAGUUGAAAAGUUUGACUUUACACCUAUUGAUGACCCCACAAAUACUAUAC
Etheostoma spectabile (orangethroat darter) is the source of this 1039-nucleotide messenger RNA. RefSeq names its product pinhead (gene pnhd). The coding region runs from base 1 to 954 and encodes 317 amino acids. The record is from RefSeq and is a predicted model, not a curated record. Lineage: Eukaryota; Metazoa; Chordata; Actinopteri; Perciformes; Percidae. The transcript has 7 exons.